AUGACCUUCCACUUUUGCCGGUAGCAGUCCUUGGUGUUGGCCGACACUGGCUGGGGGUGAGUCUGGGGAGGGGUCUUGGAGGACCCAGCCCCACAUCCUUCCUCCCCUUGGCCCCCACCGGGGAUCACCCUCGAGGACACAGGGCUCCUGCCACAAAGGCUGUGUGACACAGGGCUGGUCUCAUUUGUUUGUCAAUUGGGGCUUUUCCUUUCCACUGAGACAGCAGUCUGAAGAGCAGCUGGAGGGCUGGGCCUGGAGAAGCCUUCACAGAUUGGCCCAGCCCCCUAUGCCCAACCUUUCUCAUCUGACCCCAGCCUGACAACUGCAAGAGCCCCAACUUUACCAAGUCCUGAGGAAUAAUUGCUUCUCAUCCCCAGAGGUGUCAUGUUUGCUACGGCGGGACAAUGGGACAAAGCAAAGGUCACUUCAUCAGCUGGUGACAAGCCCGUGUAUGGCUCCCCUUCCUAGGUCGACAAACGAGUGUCAUGUGACCUCUCCUUCACAGGGAUGCUGAGAUGGUUGGAAGAGGCUCCCGGAAGGACCCUGAGUACGGGCGACCUUGUUACUAUCCAAGGAAUAUGGAAUUGGCUCUAGGACGGCCAAGCAGGGCCAUUCUGGGGCAGCACAGGGGACUUCGCUAGCCCGGACGUGAAAACGGGCUACGGCUACGUACGGCUUCUCCCAACUGCUGCACUUGUCCCCUCCCUGGUCCCCUCUCUGAGUGGGAGCCUCUGGCAGGUUCUGAGCCUCCUGUGGCCUGUCUCCUGGGGAGGAGGAGGAGGCCUUUGCCUGCUCCAGGGAGAAUAGGAGCCCAUGGAAUAGGGUAACUGCCUAUCACUGCUGAGGCCGGCCCUGGAGGUCUCAGAGCAGUGAGCAGCCACGUGGAGACCCGGGCCCACGCGGAGGAACGGCUGCUGAAGACGCUUUUCUCUGGCUACAACAAGUGGUCCCGGCCCGUGGCCAACAUCUCCGACGUGGUCCUUGUCCACUUCGGGCUGUCCAUCGCGCAGCUCAUUGACGUGGAUGAGAAGAACCAAAUGAUGACCACCAACGUGUGGGUGAAGCAGGAGUGGCACGACUAUAAGCUGCGCUGGGACCCUGCCGAUUACGAGAACGUCACCUCCAUCCGCAUCCCCUCUGAGCUCAUCUGGCGGCCGGACAUCGUCCUCUACAACAACGCGGACGGGGACUUUGCGGUCACCCACCUGACCAAGGCCCACCUCUUCUACGACGGGCGGGUCCAGUGGACACCCCCCGCCAUCUACAAGAGCUCGUGCAGCAUCGACGUCACCUUCUUCCCGUUCGACCAGCAGAACUGCACCAUGAAGUUCGGGUCCUGGACGUACGACAAGGCCAAGAUAGACCUGGUGAGCAUGCACAGCCGCGUGGACCAGCUGGACCUGUGGGAGAGCGGCGAGUGGGUCAUCGUGGACGCCGUGGGCACCUACAACACCAGGAAGUACGAGUGCUGCGCCGAGGUCUACCCGGACAUCACCUACGCCUUCGUCAUCCGGCGCCUGCCGCUCUUCUACACCAUCAACCUCAUCAUCCCCUGCCUGCUCAUCUCCUGCCUCACCGUGCUCGUCUUCUACCUGCCGUCGGAGUGCGGCGAGAAGAUCACGCUGUGCAUCUCCGUGCUGCUCUCGCUCACCGUCUUCCUGCUGCUCAUCACCGAGAUCAUCCCCUCCACCUCGCUGGUCAUCCCGCUCAUCGGCGAGUACCUGCUCUUCACCAUGAUCUUCGUCACGCUGUCCAUCGUCAUCACGGUCUUCGUGCUCAACGUGCACCACCGCUCGCCGCGCACGCACACCAUGCCCGCCUGGGUCCGCCGGGUCUUCCUGGACGUCGUGCCCCGCCUGCUCUUCAUGAAGCGGCCGUCCGUGGUCAAGGACAACUGCAGGCGGCUCAUCGAAUCCAUGCACAAGAUGGCCAGCGCCCCAGGCUUCUGGCCCGAGCCCGAGGGGGAGCCCGGCGUCCCGAGCGGAACCCAGAGCCGGGGCCCCUCGCGCACCCCGUCCUUCUGCGGCCCCGUGGACGAGCCGGCCAAGCCCCCGCCGGCCUGCAAGUCGCCCUCGGGCCAGGCCCCUGCUCUGCGGCCCUCAGAGGCGGAGGAAGCGAGCCCCCGCCCCUCGCCUGACUCCUGCCGUCCCCUCACCAAAGCCCGGUCCCUGAGUGUCCAGCAUGUGUCCAGUCCUCCCGAAGGGGCGGAGGACGGCGUCCGCUGCCGGUCCCGGAGCAUCCAGUACGGCGGUCCCCAGGACGCCGCCGCCUCUGAAGCUGGGGGCCCCGUGGCCGGCUCCCCGGCCUUGCUCAAGGCCAGCUCGGCCGAGCUCCCGGCCCCGGAGCAGCCCUCUCCCUGCAAAUGCAGGUGCAAGAAGGAGCCGUCCCCGAGCGCCGUGCCCAAAGCCCGGGGCACCAAAGUGCCCCCCCGGCACCUGCCCCUGUCUCCGGCCCUGACGCGGGCGGUGGAGGGCGUCCAGUACAUCGCGGACCACCUGAAGGCGGAGGACACAGACUUCUCGGUGAAGGAGGACUGGAAGUACGUGGCCAUGGUCAUCGACCGAAUCUUCCUCUGGGUGUUCAUCAUCGUCUGCCUGCUGGGGACCGCGGGCCUCUUCCUGCCCCCCUGGCUGGCCGGCAUGAUCUAGCGGGGCGGGGUGGGCACCCACAGGCCCGGCGGCGGCUUGGGGAGCUCGCCGGGGGUCUGGGCCCGGCCGUCCGGGGACUGCUGUGUUCUGUGGGGCCCCGCCAUCUGCCAAAUUGUCCCCCAGUUUCUGCGUCCUGCAGGGGGGCCUUGGCAAGGGCCACUGUCCCCGGGGGACCCUGCUGGCCUCUCGCCUGGACGGCCGAGUCCCGCCCACGUCUUAUUAAAGUUCAUCCAGAGCAUGGUGA
Canis lupus familiaris (dog) is the source of this 2892-nucleotide messenger RNA. RefSeq names its product cholinergic receptor nicotinic alpha 4 subunit (gene CHRNA4). The transcript has 8 exons. Gene Ontology annotation, cellular component: neuron projection; synapse; postsynaptic membrane. Gene Ontology annotation, molecular function: acetylcholine-gated monoatomic cation-selective channel activity; transmembrane signaling receptor activity. Bases 1038 to 2648 code for a protein of 536 amino acids. Lineage: Eukaryota; Metazoa; Chordata; Mammalia; Carnivora; Canidae. The record is from RefSeq and is a predicted model, not a curated record. Gene Ontology annotation, biological process: signal transduction; regulation of membrane potential; nervous system process.